AUGGUAUAUAAAAACACGCAUGUGCUCGAAUGGAAUGUUGCAUCAAAACUCAAAGCAAUUGGUGAAGAUCUUUUAGAGAUUACAGUUACAAACCCUCCCAGUACCAACCCUUCCAGUAACAACCCUCACAGUGACAACCUUCCCAGUACCAACCUUCCCAGUACCAACCCUCCCAGUACCAACCCUCCCAGUACCAACCCUCACAGUUCCAACCCUCCCAGUCCCAACCCUCCCAGUACCAACCCUCACAGUACCAACCCUCACAGUACCAAUCCUCCCAGUACCAACCCUCCCAGUACCAACCCUCACAGUACCAACCCUCACAGUACCAACCCUCACAGUUCCAACCUUCCCAGUACCAACCAUCCCUGUACCAACCCUCCCAGUACCAACCUUCCCAUUACCUACCUUUCCGGUACCAACCCUCCAAGUACCAACCCUUCCAGUACCAACCCUCCCAGUCACAACCCUCCCAGUACCAAACUUACUAGUACCAACCCUCCCAGUACCAACCCUCCCAGUCCCAACCCUCCCAGUCCCAACCCUCCCAGUACCAACCCUUCCAGUACCAACCCUCCCUGUACCAACCCUCCCAGUACCAACCUUCCCAUUAUCUACCUUCCCGGUACCAACCCUCCCAGUAUCAACCCUUCCAGUACCAACCCUCCCAGUACCAACCCUCCCAGUACCAACCCUCCCAGUACCAACCCUCCCAGUACCAACCCUCCCAGUACCAACCCUACUAGUACCAACCCUCCAAGUACCAUUCCUUCCAGUACACACCCUCCCAGUACCAACCCUACUAGUACCAACCCUCCAAGUACCAUUCCUUCCAGUACCAACUCUCCCAGUACCAACCCUCCCAGUGCUAACCAUCCCAGUACCAAAUGUCCCAGUACCAACCCUCCAAGUACCAACUCUCCUAGUAUCAACCCUCCCAAUACCAACCCUCCCAGUACCAACCCUCCCAGUACCAACCUUCACAGUGCUAACCUUCCCAUGACAACCUUCCCAGUACUAGCCCUCCCAGUACCAACCAUCCCAGUACCAACCCUCACAGUUCCAACCCUCCCAGUCCCAACCCUCCCAGUACCAACCCUCACAGUACCAACCCUCACAGUACCAAUAUCCCCCAGUAUCAACCCUCCCAGUACCAACCCUCACAGUUCCAACCCACCCAGUACCAACCCUCACAGUACCAACCCUCCCAGUACCAACACUCCCAGUACCAACCGUUCCAGUACCAACCCUUCCUGUACCAACCCUCCCAGUACCAACCUUCCCAUUACCUACCUUCCCGGUACCAACCCUCCCAGUACCAACCCUUCCAGUACCAACCCUCCCAGUCUCAACCCUCCCAGUACCAAACUUACUAGUACCAACCCUUCCAGUACCAACCCUCCCAGUACCAACCCUCCCAGUACCAACCCUUCCAGUACCAACCCUCCCUGUAUCACCCCUCCCAGUACCAACCCUCCCAGUACCAACCCUACUAGUACCAAUCCUCCAAGUACCAAUCCUCCCAAUACCAACCCUCCCAGUACCAACCCUCCAAGUACCAUUCCUUCCAGUACCAACCCUCCCAGUACCAACCCUCCCACUCCCAACCCUCCCAGUACCAACCCUCCCAGUACCAACCCUCCCAGUACCAACCCUCCCAGUACCAACCCUCCCAGUAUCAACCCUCCCAAUAUCAACCCUCCCAGUACCAACCCUCCCAGUACCCACCCUCCUAGUAUCAACCCUCCCAAUACCAACCCUCCCAGUACCAACCCUCCCAGUACCAACCCUCCCAGUACCAACCCUCCUAGUAUCAACCCUCCCAGUGCUAACCUUCCCAGUACCAACCCUCCCAGUACCAAUCCUCCCAGUACCAACCCUCCUAGUAUCAACCCUCCCAAUACCAACCCUCCCAGUACCAACCUUCCCAUUACCUACCUUCCCGGUACCAACCCUCCCAGUACCAACCUUCCCAUUACCUACUUUCCCGGUACCAACCCUCCCAGUACCAACCCUCCCAGUACCAACCCUCCCAGUACCAACCCUUCCAGUACCAACUCUCCCAGUACCAACCUUCCCAGUACCAACCCUCCCAGUACCAUCCCUCCCGGUACCAAUCCCACAGGGCAAGGUUACCUGAUAUACUCAACUUGUAACUUUUAA
This is a messenger RNA of Procambarus clarkii (red swamp crayfish), 2163 nucleotides long. The record is from RefSeq and is a predicted model, not a curated record. NCBI's taxonomy places the organism in Eukaryota, Metazoa, Arthropoda, Malacostraca, Decapoda, Cambaridae.